AUGAAAUUCUUUGCUUCUCUAAGCGUUGUCGUUCUAUCUGUUUCUGUAGUGGUUGCUGAGGUCGCUAAGGAGAACGUCUCUGGAAACAGUGUGGCCUCCGAAAAACAAGAAAAUGUUCAACAUCAACAGCUUUGGGCUAGCGAUGAUCACGGUGAAAAAGACGAGAAAAAGGACAAGGAUGACGGUAGUGACCAUGGUAACUUUAAUGGUUGCGCUGAUGGUGACUGCCAAGGAUCUGUCGACCGUGCUCUUGCCCACGCUAUGGUUCCCUUUGUAAUCAAUACCUUUACUUCCUCCGUGCCUUGCGCAAGUGGUACCAUCAAUUUCAACUCUUUACUCCCUACCGCGAGCGCAAUUGUACAGGUUGGAACUGGAGUUGGCGCCAAGACUGCUACCGUCAAAUGUGGAGGAUCCAGUGCCACUGUACUAAAUCCAUCUGACGUGUGCCCCACUCCAACUAGUGUAGUCAAAACUAUUACAGUUUCAGGACAAUUGGUGACAAUUACUCUCCCAGUCGCGGAAACUAUCGUUCAAACACAGAUUAAUACAGUCACAGGAGCCGGACAAACUGUCACCCAAACAUCUACAGUGACAUCUACUCAACCUUGUCCAUCAACCAAGGCUGCCUGCCCACGGAAAGGCACAGACAUAUACGUCCGUUGCGAUAUGCCAAUUGUCGAUAUUGCCAAGAAUGCAGAAGGUAACGCCUACUUGGCUGAUGAAUUUGCUCGACAAGCGGUGGAGGACGGCUGUUUCAUGGUAACCGAAUGGCGUUCAGACGGAACAAGUCCAUCGGUAUUCUAUAGGGUAGACGUGACCAAACCAGGUGCUGUUUCAGCGUAUAGAUCGGCGUGUGAAUCACAUGGCACCUUCCGCUGCUCUGAAAGCUUUUCUGCAAGCGAUGAUAUUUCAUGCCCUGCUUAG
Umbelopsis ramanniana AG is the source of this 924-nucleotide messenger RNA. RefSeq lists its product as uncharacterized. Bases 1 to 924 code for a protein of 307 amino acids. The transcript has a single exon. NCBI's taxonomy places the organism in Eukaryota, Fungi, Mucoromycota, Umbelopsidomycetes, Umbelopsidales, Umbelopsidaceae. The record is from RefSeq and is a predicted model, not a curated record.